AUGACUCUCGCAUUUUCCUCCUCCGCCGCAACCGUUGCCGUUGCUUCUGCAGCCGUAACUUCCUCCGCUAGGGUUCCGUUGACUCCACUCGUCUGUCCGACUCUCCGCGGCUUCGUUUCCUUCGGAUUAACCGCCAAGAAGCUUCCUCUUCGUUCGCAUGGCGGCGCGGUGAGAGCGAUAUCUGAGCUUGUUGAGGACGAGGAAUCUGUCGUCGCAGCUACCUCUUCGUUCCAUGAUGCUGAAGAAACGACGCCGAGUGAGCUCAACCAUUCCCGUACCUUCUUGGAUGCGCGAACUGAACAAGAUCUUAUAUCUGGUAUAAGGAAGGAAAAAGAAGCUGGAACGUUGCCUCCUAAUGUUGCAUCUGGGAUGGAAGAACUUUAUUGGAACUACAAAAAUGCUGUUUUGAGUAGCGGAGCUUCCAGGGCAGAUGAGACUGUUUUAUCAAACAUGUCUCUUGCUUUCGAUCGCAUGCUUCUUGGUGUUGAGCAUCCUUAUACUUUUAAUCCAUAUCAUAAAGCAAUCAGAGAACCAUUUGACUACUUCCACUUUGUCCAUACAUACAUCCGUCCCCUCAUUGAUUUCGAAAAUUCUUACGCUGGAAAUGUUCCUAUUUUCUCUGAGCUGGAAGACAAGAUUCGGCAGGGGCACAAUAUCGUGUUAAUAUCAAAUCAUCAAAGUGAAGCUGAUCCAGCUGUCAUUUCACUGUUACUUGAAGCACAAUGUCCAUACAUAGGAGAGAACAUUAAAUGUGUGGCUGGUGAUCGAGUAAUCACUGAUCCUCUUUGUAAGCCGUUUAGUAUGGGAAGGAAUCUGAUAUGUGUGUACUCGAAAAAUCACAUGAACGAUGAUCCUGAGCUUCUUGAUAUGAAAAGAAAAGCAAACACACGAAGCUUAAAGGAGAUGGCUACACUGCUAAGGUCUGGCUCCCAACUUAUAUGGAUUGCACCAAGCGGUGGAAGAGACCGUCCAAAUCCUUCUACGGGGGAAUGGUUUCCUGCACCCUUUGAUCCUUCUUCGGUGGACAACAUGAGAAGACUGGUUGAACAUUCGGGUACUCCUGGCCAUAUCUAUCCAAUGUCUUUGCUUUGCUAUGACAUCAUGCCCCCUCCGCCCAAAGUUGAGAAAGAAAUUGGAGAGAGAAGAUUAGUUGGGUUUCAUGGUACAGGAGUAUCAGUUGCUCCUGAAAUCAGCUUCUCAGACGUCACGGCAGACUGCAACAACCCUAACGAGGCGAAAGAAGCAUACAGCCAAGCUCUGUACAAGUCGGUGAAUGAACAGUACACGACUCUAAACUCUGCAAUCAAGAAAAGAAGAGGAAUAGAAGCGUCAAUUUCAACGGUCUCCUUGUCACAACCCUGGAAUAAAUCUCUCAGAUACACAAUCAGUGGAACAAAAGUACGAAAAUAUACUUCAAAGCCUCUCCCUGAUGAAAGAAAGAAACAUAAAACCUUAAUAAUACAAAGAUGGGCUGAAGAUUUCAGAGAAAUUGUCAUUGCAGAGUUUAAACACUUUGUAAGUCAGAUAGAGAUUGUGAUGGGAUGCAAAACCAGAAACAAGGGACGUAUGGUGAGGAAGCUUCGAGCACCGCUUGUUCAGGAAAUGGUUGAAGUAAAAGCUCAGAUACUAUAAGAGGUGUUUUUUGUUACGUGCAUAGCUUCUAAGAGCAGUAGUGGUCAAGCUGGGAAUGUCCUAACAGGAACCAUAGUCAAAAGGGGUUGCACUGAGAAACCAUACCCCACUAAGCUCUCUGUAGAAAAAUGUUCCCUUCCAUCAGUGGCAGAUUGAAAGAUCAUCAUCCUGAGGACAAGAUGUGUUUUAAAGGCGGAAGUAUAACUGAUCGACUCCACCAGGUUCUUUGUUGUCUCACGGGAUCAGUCAAGAUCUUUUUCUUUACAAACAACGCUAUUUUAGCCGGUAGGAAACUCAAGUUCCUCCAGAGAAUCUCUUACUGAAUCUACCCGUUCACCAGCAUUUUCAUCUUCAUAUAACUGCUUCCUCCAGCCGUUAUCUCUAUUUCAGUGAUGAUCGACAAUAAUCUUGUUUGUGGGACUUUCUAUUCCGUUUGGGUUUUGGUUCAUAUGAAUCCGUUUGCGAAAGGGUUGAUGUGAAUAAAAGGAAGAACUCUGAC
Eruca vesicaria subsp. sativa (arugula) is the source of this 2131-nucleotide messenger RNA. NCBI's taxonomy places the organism in Eukaryota, Viridiplantae, Streptophyta, Magnoliopsida, Brassicales, Brassicaceae. The record is from the annotation of a GenBank genome assembly.